AUGCAGCUUCUAAAUACAUUUGAAAUUCCGGGCGAGUUUACGUGUUCAGACUAUGUCUGCAUCAACCAGGGUCUUGUGUGUGAUGGUCAGCCCGACUGCUGGGACGGAGCUGACGAAUUAGCCUGCAAUGGACUAUCGAACCCUCUCUCCGAUUUAAUGAUCCACAGAUCCAAACGACAAACGCAAAACUGUCGCAAAAGUCAGUGGCAAUGUCGUGAUGGUACCUGCAUAGGGUUUGACGGUAAAUGUGACGGUCUGGUCGACUGUCCCGACUCCAGUGACGAGACGUUCGCCUUGUGCAGUGACAUGCAAUGCCAAAGCAAUUGGUUCCGCUGUACUUACGGAGCCUGUGUCGAUGGCAGCGCUCCUUGUAACGGCAUACAGGAGUGUGCUGAUAACUCCGACGAACUGCUGCCCAGGUGCCGCAAUCAGACCGUUAGUUCCAGAGGUAUGUUCACAUGUGACAAUGGCCAAUUGAUAUCGUCUGUGGAUAUAUGUGAUGGGAAGAAGGACUGUUCUGAUGGUUCCGAUGAGACCCUCACUACCUGUGCCGGGAACAGCUGCCCGUCGUACGUGUUCCGAUGCGCUUAUGGCGCUUGUGUGGACCAGAACGCGAAAUGCAAUGGGGUGGAGGAGUGUGCUGAUGGCUCCGAUGAAUCUGCCGAACUCUGCAACAAGCUGGCACCAGGUCAGCCCGUGACUCCAGUCACCAAACCACCAACUCAAGGGGGUAAAUGCCUGUUACCCCCAUACCCUCAGUAUGGGUCGUACAAGGUCAGUCAGUACCCCAACGCAGUCCCUGGUCAAAGAUACCCCAACGUGAGGCUGGACGUCACCUGCAACCCUGGCUUCCAAACUGAGAACAAUAACAGCAUCUUCUGUGAUAAUGGAGAAUGGUCUGGAGCUAUGCCGGCUUGUCUUCGUUUCUGCAGACUCAACAAACAUCCAAGCGUGGAAUACCGAUGUCUUUUAUCAGGGAAUUCGGUGACUGGGUCCAGGGAAUGUGGAUCCUUGGAGCCAUCAGGGACAGUCGUUACCCCAAUCUGCCGUUCCCCCAAUUAUUACUCCUCGGGGGUAAUGUCCAACAUGCAUUGCGUAGAAGGCAGCUGGGACUAUAUAGCUGUGUGCAAACCAGGUUUGACAAACAUAACAAUAAGUAUAGAUAACGUACAAAUUAUUAUUACAUCUGAUAAUGCUCACGUAGUUGUCAACAAUAACGGUAAUAAAGAGGUUAAAGUUAUCAAUAAUAUAAGUAAUGCUGAUAGAAUUGUGUUUGAGGAUCGUAGAACGAGUAGACCAAAUGAUAGUAGAACGACUACGAGUAGACCAAAUGAUAGUAGAACAACUACGAGUAGACCAAGCCCUAAUUAUGAUAACGAAAUCGAUGAAGGUGACUGGAGAAUGGGUUCCGUUGAAACAUAUAGUUUCCAAGCCCAAACAGUCCGACCCAAAAAGUGCGGUACAAUAACUCCUGAGGGUAUUCAGCUGGUGAUCGGUGGCAGGUCUGCCAAGAGAGGGGAACUCCCCUGGCAUGCGGGGAUUUACAGCAAAUUAUUCACGCCUUACAUGCAAAUAUGUGGCGGAUCACUGAUCAGUACAACGACUAUUAUAUCAGCUGCACAUUGUUUUUGGAGUGACUCCAAGAAGUUGCUGCCGGCGUCCGAAUACGCUGUUGCAGUUGGGAAGCUGUACCGACCUUACAAUGAAAAACACGACGCUGAUGCGGAGACAUCUGAUGUGGCAGAUAUUAUAAUUCCCUCCCGCUUCCGAGGCUCCGGCGCCAACUUUCAAGAUGACAUCGCGCUGGUGGUCGUGGUGACGCCAUUUAUCUACCAGGUCUUCAUAAGACCUGUGUGUUUGGACUUUGACGUCAACUUCGACAGGACCCAGCUGUCAGAAGGAAAUAUGGGCAAGGUAGCCGGCUGGGGUCUAACAGACAAGAACGGCAAAGCAUCCCAAGUAUUGAAAGUAGUAGAUCUUCCUUACGUGAAGAUUGAAGACUGCUACGCCAUGUCGCCUCCAACCUUCCGCGCUUACAUCACGAGUGACAAGAUAUGCGCUGGAUAUACUAACGGUACAACAUUAUGUCAAGGUGACAGCGGUGGCGGGCUGGCGUUUCCCGCAUACGAACUAAACACUCAAAGAUAUUAUCUACGCGGUAUUGUGUCAACGGCGCCAAGAAACGACGAUUUGUGUAACGCACACACACUCACAACAUUCACAGCUAUUUCAAAACACGAGCAUUUUAUAAAACAGUACUUAUAA
Messenger RNA from Danaus chrysippus (African queen), 2265 nucleotides. NCBI's taxonomy places the organism in Eukaryota, Metazoa, Arthropoda, Insecta, Lepidoptera, Nymphalidae. The record is from the annotation of a GenBank genome assembly.